Messenger RNA from Trichoplusia ni (cabbage looper), 2148 nucleotides. RefSeq lists its product as uncharacterized. Gene Ontology annotation, cellular component: terminal bouton. Bases 1 to 570 code for a protein of 189 amino acids. The transcript has 3 exons. Gene Ontology annotation, molecular function: transmembrane receptor protein tyrosine kinase activator activity; protein binding. NCBI's taxonomy places the organism in Eukaryota, Metazoa, Arthropoda, Insecta, Lepidoptera, Noctuidae. The record is from RefSeq and is a predicted model, not a curated record. Gene Ontology annotation, biological process: positive regulation of MAPK cascade.
AUGCCCGUGUGGUGGGGGGCGCGGGCGGUCAGCAUGCGCGUGUGCUGCGUGACGACGGUGCUCGCGGCGCUGGCGCUGCGCGGAGCGGCCGAGCCGGCGCCGCGCCGCUACCCCGCCGAGUGGCGCAGCGGACGCGAGCUGGCGCGCUCCCGCCCGCUCCACGAGCUCUUCGAGCCGGAGCCGGCGCCCGCCGAGGCGUACGCGCCGCACGCGCCGCCGCCGGUGCCCAACGAGCGCCGCCGCACGCGCGCCAGCAAGCGCGCGCCGCACCAGCUGCCCUCAGAAAUUGCAAGCCAGAUGAUGUUGCGAGCCUCGCGCUCUAACCGACCCUAUGACGUGCCGCAAAUCGAAUGUCCACCUGCCGCGGACGGCAUGGAGCGGUUCGCGUGCCCCACGCCCGACCGACAAGGGCGCUACCGCUGCAUCGACGACCAUGUCUUGUGUGACGGCUUCAUAGACUGCCCGAGCGGCGAAGACGAAGACCGACAAGCCUGCAUGUUCUAUAAAACGACAAAGGCCCACCUAGAUGUCCUGGCCGACGCGUUGCUGCGGUGGGCGCGCGGCCGCUAAGAACGGCACCCCUCCCGGAUCCUGACCCAUUAGUGCUCUAAUACUCCGCCAGUGCUACACGGACCUCAUGUAAAUUAUACGAUCGAUCGGCCCCCGUGCUUUUAAGCGAUCAGUGAAAGCUGCGAACUCCCAGGAAUAUUAUUCGGGCGCAACCAGUCAUAACUCGUACAUGCGUUGAACGUAAUGAAACAUAUCAAGUAGUGGUGCAGCCUAUGCCAAAACAUGACCACUUAAAGUGUAGUGUAAGGUUUCCGACUGCGAAAAACGAGACAACAGAAUUCGACGCGUGCUGGUGCGCGUGAGAGCAAAGUGACGGAAGGAAAGCAGUGAUACGAUCUGGUUUCGUCCCAAUUAAACUUCUCCGCAGCUGAUUUAUUUUCCAUGUAUUUCAAACCUUCUAGCACUUAUUAAACUAAAAUGUGAGACUGGUAGUCACCAUUGUUAGACAGUAGAACAUAUACAUAAAUAUUUUAGAAUAGUACUUCAUUUGACGAAACGUAAAUGUUUGUCGAUUUGUUAAAAUAUUUAUUCACUUUAUGUAUUUACUCUACAUUAAGUUACGACAUUCCUUAUUAUAAUGAGGGUUGUAAAGUAAAUAAGAGAAGUCUAAAAAUAUGUUGUAUAUAGAUAGAUAUCUAAUGAAUUAUUUGUAUUUAUUUAAUUAGUCGGCCUAUGACGUGCACUCGACGGCUGUUCCCACCGCGGCGACCCUCGAGCGUGGCGGACAGUCGUCGCUUUCACAAUAAUUAUCUCUUACUUUUCCUGGUUUGUCAAUAACGAUGUACUUAAGUACAUUAUUCUCAAAAGACAAUUAUUAAGAUGUGAGAGCAUUAUGUAUUUUAACAUAAAUUAAUCUCGACUAGAGGCAGCUAUUAUUGUGUACUAUUAAUAUAAUCCACAAAUAUUAUUUAGUAUAGUCAUUAAUUUAUAAUAUUAGUUUCUGAUACUUUUCAAUACGACUAGUAUGAGGUUAUUAGGUAUUUUGACUGAAAUAUAGUUAUCUGUUAUUGUCCUUUGCCGAACAAGUCUGGGGAACUUCCUUGACGUAUCUAGCAUUUUCUAGUCAAAAUCAGUUCCUAUUGUUUAAGACAUUGUGUUGUUAUUUUUGUAGAUAGAUGAUAAGUUUUUGUAAGUUAAGUUGUUAUGUUAUUACUGAUACAAUGUAUAUCAACAACAAGAAGGCGUCUGUUAUGAACUGUCUCUGAUUCGUUAGUAUAACAUUGAGCGCGAUAUAAUUAUAUCUGACACGUGCUACUAUUUUCUUGUAGCUAUCAAAGUCCGGACGUUUCUGGGAAGCGUUCCGAUCAAACCCGGCAAUUGACAGCAACAAAUUAUUAGCAAUUAUAUCCCCAACACCUACACGGACAAACUGCCUCAAGUAAGUGGGUAUACGUAAGCUUAUACCUUAAAACAAACAAUUAUCUUAUUACCAGUUGCCUUCACCAAACCUUUGUAGGAAAAAUUUUGUAUUGCUCAUAUCCACAAAUAGUUUUCUAGAUAAUAAGACCAUAACUCAAUAAAUGUAUUACACAAGUGAUAAUUUAUUGAGUUAUUAAAAAGUAGAGUUUAGGAAUUAGA